This is a messenger RNA of Pecten maximus, 4046 nucleotides long. Its product is annotated as 3-phosphoinositide-dependent protein kinase 1-like. The record is from RefSeq and is a predicted model, not a curated record. Gene Ontology annotation, biological process: peptidyl-serine phosphorylation; intracellular signal transduction. The coding region runs from base 106 to 1527 and encodes 473 amino acids. Gene Ontology annotation, molecular function: protein serine/threonine kinase activity; ATP binding. NCBI's taxonomy places the organism in Eukaryota, Metazoa, Mollusca, Bivalvia, Pectinida, Pectinidae. The transcript is spliced from 15 exons.
AUUAACUUCCGUUCAACUUUACAUUUGACUUGGUGAAGAGAAAGUGGUGCAUUUUGCGUUAUUUUAUGAGAAAUAAUGGUUAAAUUUGGUCACAGAUUUUGGUAAAUGUCCAAGAGGAUGUCACAGGACGACUCCACCAAGUUAAAUGGAAAGAAAUCCACCAAAAAAACGCCAAAUGACUUCAUAUUCGGAAAAGUCAUCGGGGAAGGAUCAUUUUCAACAGUGUAUUUGGCAAAAGAAAUUGAAUCCGGGAAUGAAUUUGCAGUCAAAGUUUUGGACAAACGACAUAUUAUGCGUGAGAAGAAGACCCAGUAUGUUAUGAGAGAAAAAGAAGUAUUGAUGAAGCUGAAUCAUGCUUUCUUUAUACGUCUCUUCUACACCUUUCAGGACCAAGACAGACUCUACUUUGUGCUGAGCUAUGCUAGACAGGGGGAACUUUUGGACUACCUCAAUAGACUGUCAUGUUUUGAUGAGAAAUGUACCAGGUGGUAUGCAGCGGAACUUGUUCUGGCUCUGGAGCAUAUGCAUAGCCUGGGUGUGAUUCACAGAGAUUUGAAGCCAGAAAACAUCUUGCUGAAUGAUGGAAUGCAUAUACAGAUAACAGAUUUUGGAAGUGCUAAGAUAUUGGAUUUGCAAGAAUUAACAAAUAGUGGACCAGAACCUUCCCCAGAACCUGGAAAUCAGCCAAAGAGGAAGAAUUCUUUUGUGGGUACAGCACAAUAUGUGUCACCAGAAAUCCUUACCAGUAAAAAGGCAUGUAGCAGUUCUGACCUUUGGGCUCUUGGCUGCAUCAUUUACCAAUUAUUAGCGGGGCUAGUUCCAUUCCGUGGAGGACAUGAAUAUCAAAUCUUCCAGAAGAUUAUGAAGCUAGAUUAUGAGUUCCCUGAUGGUUUUAGUGAAGUAGCACGGGAUUUGGUUGAGAAAUUAUUGGUGAUAGAACCAUCAGAGCGUCUAGGUUGUCCAGAGCAAGGGGGAUAUAAACGCCUAAAAGAACAUCCAUUUUUUGAGGACAUUGAUUGGGAUAAAGUUCCUGAACAGAAACCUCCAACAUUGCAGCCGUAUCUCCCUGCCACGUCUGAAAAUCCUGAAAAUAUUUAUGGAAACUAUAAGCCUGGCCUUUCUGAUAGAAGAGUAGCAGAAAUCAUUACAGAUACUGUGAUUUCUGAUGAUGAGAGGAAAACAUUAAUUGAAGCACAGGCCAAAGAAAAUGAAUAUCACAAAUUUGUUGAAGGCAAUCUCAUUCUUAAACAGGGUCUGGUAGAUAAGAGGAAGGGUUUGUUUGCACGAAGACGGAUGUUUCUGUUAACAGAAGGGCCCCACCUAUAUUAUGUUGAUCCUACCAAUAAAGUGUUAAAAGGCCAGAUACCAUGGUCAAAAGAUUUGAAACCGGAGGCUAAGAAUUUUAAGACAUUUUUUGUUCAUACUCCCAACAGAACAUACUACCUGGAGGACAAAAGUUCAAGGUCACAAGACUGGGUGAACAAGAUAGAUGAAGUAUGGCAGACAUACUAUGGUACAAAAUCCUAGUAUCUCCAAAUGUCAAAACUCAUGGAUCGGAGGGCUUUUCAAUUAUUGUCAAAACACCAAACUGUUAAUGUUAGUGUAAUUACAGUCAAUUUUUCUUCGUUUCAGUGGAUUUUCACAUCCUAACUAUGGUGUCCUAUUUUUAUGUACUUUUAUAAAACAGUAAUAGAAGUGUUUAUUUUGACAUUGCUAUCUUUAUAUAACUAGCCUGUAACUAUACGGAGAGUUGUUUAUCAGUAUGAAGUAAUAUAGACAGGUUUGUGGUAGUGAUGAUUCUCGAACCAUGGAAACUAUAAGGUGUACCAUGAUACCAAGUACACUAGCGCUACACAUGUUAUCUGCGAGGGGGCUAUAUGACCAAGGCAUACAUGUUAUCUAGGAGGGGGUUUAAUGUUUAUGAGAAUUAUAUGUAAAAGUACUCAGUAAACUGCCCCGAGCCCCCUAUAUCUGUAAUCACUUUGUGUUUGCAUGCAAGCAUCUUUGUACAGCUAGUGUUCUGGACAGAUUAAGUUCAUGUUUACACCAAUUUGGUGGUCAUUGGUCAAGCUAAAGGUCAAAUAAGACACACUUGACUCCUUAAAAUACAAUGUAUAUGUAAAAAAAAAAGCAUGUGUACAAGAUAUCUCAUCAACCCCUAGAUAGAUCUAUUUAAUUGAUAAGAGGGAUCGGGUAUAUCUAUGUGAGCCCCACUCAUUCUAAUAUUAUUUUAUUUCUUAUUUGCAUGGCAUUAUGUUUUUACUUGUUGAUCGAUAACAUUAAGAAAUGUAGUACAUAUCAACUGUGUUAACUAUAUUUAUCGUAUGUGAUGUAAUGACGGCUAAAGACUUAGAUAUAUAGUAAAUGUUUAUUCAGAUAGGAUUCCCUCAAACGACAUGUUCAGUAUUCCCCCACUGUUAGAGAGGGACUAUAUUAUAAAAUAUGAAUCUGAAAGAUCAAAGGUGCCAGCAUCAGUAGAUGAUUUUCAUUUCAUAUACUUAUAGGUAUACAAUAAAAUCAGUUAGUUCCCUGGAGACACUAUUGUAGGAGAAGGUGCCCUUAUUACAACACAUACGGUAUGUUAUUGCCGGUGGGUUACAUAUUAUUGGUGUUCCUUUUUGAAUUCAACAGUAUUUCUUUGAGUCUUCAUUUAGGAAUUUUAUUGUUAUGUCAGAAUUGACUCAAAUAAGAUUUUAUAUAACAUAUUAGAGUUGAUACCUAUCAUGUAUGUCCCUCUUUUACCAUAGUAGGGAUCAGCUUCCACUGUAGGGAGUGCCAUGACUCCAAGUUAACUCUUCAAACUGUGAUACAUUGAUUAGGCUCCAUAAUCAAAUUUUUGAGGAAAGCUGUAGAUUGAACUGAGAGUAUGUUUGGUAUAAAAGGCUUAUUUAUUGUGUGGGAGAUGUAACCAAUAUAGAAUGUAUGUAUUGUAUGAAGAAAGUGUGAGAAAUAUCCAGACAUUUACAACCUGUAAGUACAGUUUAACAGGCAUGUGUGGUAGUUAAUAGAUCCAUGUAAAGUACCCUUGUAUUAGCUUUGAUUUAUAAUACUAGUACCCCCUGCUUCACAUUACAGGGGUAUCCUGUAUUUAUCCAGUCUGUCAUUGCAUUUUUGUUAAUGAUACCUCACAGGUAUGUUAGUAGCGGCCAUACCUUACCAUACCAUACAAUACAGCUUGAUGUUUGCGAUUAAACAUGGCCCGUCAUACUAAGGUCUUGCCACUUGUAUGUCUUUUAACACCCUUUCAUUGACAUUUUAAAACCCAAGUUGCAAUGAAAACACUGUGCUAUAAACACAAUGCUGAUCUUGAAAAUUUAAUGCCAUAUUUCUUAGAAUAACAUGUUAAAACAUUGGAUACCUCAAAACUGACAGGCAGUUCUGUUUGUUCAAAUUAAGAUGAAAAUGGAAGACAUGGACAUGUAAGAAUUUUGCCAUCCCUACUUGUUACUGGUUUAAUUUAAACUUUAAACAUUGAACUAAUUUCAGGUGAACUAUUGUUGGUACAGGAAAUUGAAUGUUUUAUGAUUCAAUACAACCAACACUAAUAAUUCAUCACCUUCAACAUGUACAGUGCUUGAAUGGACAAACAAGUGACUGGGCUUUCAUAUUAAGAAGGAUGACAUUGUACAUGUGCUUUGAUUGUGUUAUCAUUGUUCUGUGAUUUAUACAAAAUAUUCCAAACAAUUUAAUGCACAAAUAUGAUGUAAAUGUUUUUAUUUCUUGGUAAUGUAACAAUCAGUAUAAUUGACUGGAUGGUGCUGUGGUGGACCAACAAUUUGGUUUGUCUUAUAUGCUUGCUGAAGAAAAACAAAUUAGAAUGAAGUACAAGAGAAGUAGGUGGUGGUGUGGAUUGUUCUCUCUCGUUUUGUUGUAUUUUGCAGUAUGUGUGCUACAGUAAUUAUGACUUUAAGAAUAGAUUUUACAAGCUGUCUGCAGUAUACUUGGUAGAGAGUCUUACUAGCUAAUACUGACCAUGUCAAGAUAAUCUUUAUUUCAACAGAUAAACUUAUGUGUACAUUUAUACAAUAAAAUUUCAUAAAACUCUU